Messenger RNA from Cuscuta europaea, 6577 nucleotides. Lineage: Eukaryota; Viridiplantae; Streptophyta; Magnoliopsida; Solanales; Convolvulaceae. The record is from the annotation of a GenBank genome assembly.
GUGAGCAUUGCGGAUAAGAUAAAAGUGAGGUGUGUGAGAGAGUGUACCUACAGUCUUUCCCAGGAAAACCCAAAUUACUACUCAAUUUUGUAAUUAAUUCUCGCUUCCGCUUCGUCCAUCCCUACUCGCGCAUAGGCUUCCUUCUUCCUCUUUGUGAGUUGAGAGUGAGCUGAGAGCUAAACUUGGAGAGUGGAGUGGCUAAGCAAUCCUGGGGUGGUGUGUGUGAGUUGUUUUGGGUGGAGACCUGAGCGAAAUACACACCCAACAAUGAUAUCAGAGCCGGAUUCUGCCCUCCCCCGCCGUCCGCCACCGCCGAUUCAAGGUCUCUGAAGUUCGUCGACCGUUGAGUUCAAAGCUGAAGCCACCAUCGCCGUCUAUGUGUUCAGCCGUCGUCACCACCAGAGGUCACCUUCUCAUCGCUCGACCUGUCUACAACUGGACCUUGAACCCUAGGUGCUGACUUGGCAGAUGUGUUCUGGUUGACGCACUUGGACGGGACCGCUGGAUCUGGUUGAUGCACCUAGACGAGACCUCUGGUGCACAUGCAGAGGAUAGGGACGAAAGUUACCGCUGCAGAAGCCGGACUUGGGCUUGACUUGCGCUGCUCUAUCCUGGAACGCCUGGAGCCAUUGUCGUCUGGGUGUUCGCCGUUCGCUGAAGAUCAAUCGCCGGAGCCGUCGUUGCAGAGAACACCUUUCUUUUUUCUUGUUGCCAUCGAUCCUUGUAGGUUGUUGGUCGCGUUUGUAACGUAGGACUUGAACGCACGAAGGAGAACCGGCUGAAAGCUUAUUGGACUUUGGGCUGGAUUAGGGUGAAAUUGGGCUGACCUUUGGGGGCUGUUCAAUGGACCUGAAGGACGCUUGAAGGAGACUGCUGGGUUAUGUUGAACUGGGCUACUGCUGAGCUUCUGGACCUGGGCUGGUGCUGCUGGAGUUGCUAGAAGCAAUCAACGCCGGUCAAAGUCAGUCAACAGUCCGAAAAAUCCCAAUUUUUUAAAAAUUGGGUGGGUAAGGUCGAAACGCCUCUCCUAGUGUUUCGCUUCGGUGUAUUGACUUGAAACUUGCUUUUAUCGCUUUUGUAGUGAUUCAGUCUUUUAUUGUGUAGAAAUCCGGGUUUAGGUCGAUUACUGCCUUUAAAUUGAUAGAAUUUGAUGGAUAGUGUACCCGGGAGGUAGCUUAUCCGAGCGGUUAUUUCGGAGAAUAACUAGAAAGAAGUCAAAGCAAUAAGUAAGAGAGAGUAAGUAUUCAAUAUAUGAAUUGUUGUCUCUUUACAAUGGAAAAAUAGGCUACUAUUUAUAGUAGUAAUAAAUGCUAGGCAGGGACACGUGUCGAACAUCUGACGGCCGAGGGUCACCUCAAUCGGGGUGGCACCGGCAUUCGCAUGUGGCCGCAUUAAAUGCGGUGGUUGGAUGUGACGUUUGUACUUGGCACGGCGAUCCAGCACAUGUGGAGAGGAGAUUCUGUCGUGGAAGACGCCUUCGAUUGUACAUAUUGUGCCGAAGGUUCCAUGGGCCAGGGGCCUCUAUGUGCCGAGGGUUGUAGGUGCCGAAGGCUUGGUUUUCAGCCUUGUUUUCCUGUGAUGUUCCUGGGUUCGAUUCUGUCAACGAUAGCCUUCGGUCAUGAGGCCGAAGGCACCCCCUUGCGUGUUCUGGGAUGCUUAGAGCUUCAUUUUGCUGGACUUGGCCCGCUUUGGGCCUGUUGGGCCUGAUUGCAGUAGUGGGAGUACGUGGGCCGGGGAUCCCCGGGCCAUAUACUCCAUCAGAAUUGUUGUGCUAUUUUGUGCUGAAAAUUUAUUAUUUAUUUGUGCAUAUACAAGGGGUUUGAACUUGAGUUUGGUGCUCAUUAAUACUCCCCGUGUGUUCAUGCUAGUUAUUUCGUAUAAUUCUAGCCUUAGAAAUAUUUAAAUUGUUUUUCAAAGAAAUUUACAUUUUCUUUUGUUGCUUGUUUUUCUCUGUCAAAAUGUCUGCUUAUAAUCAGUAUGUUAUGGCUCCAUUUAAUGGAAAAUUCGAUUUUAGCAUUUGGAAGCAAAAAAUUAAUUGUAUUUUAAUACAACAAAAAUGUUUUAAAGCAGUUGGUGAGACCUAUUUAAUUUCUGACACAGAAGAUAAAAAAGUAGAAAUGAAUGAAAAUGCAUGUUAUGUGAUUUAUUUGAACUUAUCCGAUUCUGUGAUUAGAAAAGUUGGAAUUUUAGAGAGUGCUAAAAUUCUAUGGAAUAAAUUAGAUGAACUGUAUACUGAAACCUCUUUGCCUAGUCAGAUGUUUUUACUUGAGAAGUUCUUCAAAUUUAGACUGGAUAUGUCUAAGGAUAUUGAGGAAAAUCUAGAUGUUUUUACCAAACUUAUUUAUGAUAUUAAGUUGUGUGGUGAUAAGCAUAUAGAUGAUUAUUCCCCUAUUUCUCUUUUAAAUGCUAUUCCUGAUUCCUUUAGUGAUGUGAAAUCUUCUUAUAAGUAUGGUAGAGAUAAUGUGACUCUUGACAUUGUGGUUAAUGGUCUUAAGAGUAAGGAAUUAGAUUUAAAACAGAUGAGUGAGGGUAGAAAAUCCGAGGAGGUUAUGCAUGUGAGGGGUAGAGAAAAUAAUAGACAACAUAUAUCUAAGCCUAGGUCUAAUUCGAGGCGUUUCUAUUAUUGUCAUGAACAUGAUCAUUUCAUAAAAGACUGUCCUAAAUUAAAUCUAGGGAAAAUAAGCAUAGUGAGCAUGCUAAUUUGAAUACUUGUGAAGAUGAUUUAAGUGAUGUUUUUUAUGAUGAGAAAUCUAUGUGAUUAUGACUAUUUGAGUUCUAUGAUAUCUGAUUCUUUGGGUAAAUCAGAUUGGGUGGUAGAUUCUGGUUGUACUUUUCAUAUGUCUCCUUUGAAAAAUGUUUUUUCAAACUAUAGAGAGAUUGAGCAUGGUUUUGUGUCUUUUGCAAAUGAGAAGAAAUGCAAUGUGCUAGGAAUAGGAGAUGUAUGCCUUAGGUUUUCUUCUGAUUGUGUGCUUACUUUGAAGAAUGUUAGGCAUGUUCCUGAGCUAUGUUGUAAUUUGUUAUCUUGUGUUUCUCUUGAAAAUGAUGGUUUGAAGGGAAAAUCGGGAAAGGGAAUCAUGAAAGUUGUGAAGGGUUGUUUAGUUGUUUUCAAAGCUGAGAUGAAAAACAACUUGUAUGUUUGUCAUGGUGAACCUGUUCUUGAUUCUAUGAAUUGUGUGCAACCUUGUCUGCUAGGAAAACAGUCUAGAGUUAGUUUUCACGAUUUGCCUAAGUGUAUUGAUGUGCUUGACUGUAUUCAUGCUGAUUUGUGGCGUCCUAGUAAUGUUUCCACUCAUGGUGGAAAAAAUUAUUUUGUGACUUUGGUUGAUGUUUUUUCAAAUAAAGUGUGGGUUUUGUUGAUUGAGAAUAAAUCUGAUGUUUUUGAUAAGUUUAAAAACUGGAAAAGCCUUGUUGAAAAUCAAACCGAUAAGAAAAUAAUGUGUUUAAGGACAAAUGUUAGUUUUAAUUUUUGUGAUGAUCAGCUUGGUGAUUUAUGUGAUACUUGGGGUAUUUCUAUGCAUAAAUAUGUUCCUUCCACACCCCAACCGGAUGGGGUUGCUGAGAGGAUGGUUAUAACUCUUUUAGAGAGGGUGAGGGCUAUGUUAGCAUCAUCUGGGCUCUCUAAAAGUUCUGGAGGGAAGCUAUUUGUUAUGCUUCUUAUUUAAUUAAUAUGUCCUCGUCUGUUCCCUUUGGAGGGAAAUGCCCUGAAUUUGUGUUUACGGCGAACCGCUUGACUUGCCAAAUUUGAGAGUGUUUGGUUGUACAACUUAUGUGAAUCAUGAGAAUGAUGAAUCUGAACCUAGGACUAAGGAAUUUGUUUUGUUAGGAUAUAAUGAAUGCAUGCAAGGUUAUAGGCUUUGGUGUAGAAGUGAAACUUGCUUCAAUGUGUUGAUAAGUAGAAAUGUCAUUUUUUUUGAAAAUGAAUUUUCCUUGCCUGCUUGUUUCUCCUGAUGUUGCUCCAAAUGAGGUGGAGCAUUUUCCUGUUGAAGUUCAUUCUGAUUUACUUGUUGAAUCUGAACCCAAAUUUGUGAAUGAAAAUGUUUUUCAAGUUGAAAAUAAAGAAAAUAAUAUUUCUAUUAAGGUGGAGCAUGAUAUGAAUGUUAUGUGCGAUAUGCUUGAGUUGUGUGAUUGUUAUGUUAUUAGAGAUAAAGACAUUAGGGAGCAUGAGAGAAAUGAUAAGUGCAAAGUGUUAGACUAUAUUUCUUCUGAGUUUGCCUUAAAUGUGCUUAAUUCUCUUUUAAUUAAAUUCUUUGUGAUAUUUGGUAUGCUAUUUUCUCUGUAUUUUGAAAAUGUGAUAACAAGUGAUUAUGUGAGCUCUACUUGUCCUAGUUAUAGAAAUAAUAUUGUUUCUUUUAUUUUCUGUGCACUUGCUUUGUGUGGGUGUUAGAUUAGUUGGAAUCCCCAACUUCUCCCGGUUGCUUGAUUGUGUGGUCUAUUAACAUGCAUUGUGUUUGUUAAUAGUUUCGUGAUGAUUUUGGUUCUGAACUCGAAGACCGAUUGGUAGAGUUCAGUCCAUUAUGAAUUGAGUUUGCAUGGUAAGCUUGGUCCGAAAGGGAACUUUGGUUCUCAUUUAUUACUUGUAUUAUCUGAAUGAUGUACUUGUAAUGGUUCAACGAUGAUGAGUCUCCUCACAGCCAUGUAUUUGUUGCUUUACACCACCUAGGACCAAUAAGGUGGAAAAUGUUAGAGGUAUUGGUCCUACUAAGGCCUCCCGUCCACUUAUUAUGUUAAGGCCUGCACCCUAUGUUUAGCCCUCUAUCUUAUAUCUCUUGUUACUCUACUCCUUCGUCAGUUGUAUUACCAUUGCCUUCUAAUAAUUCAGUUUUGGCUCUGUGGCCUUACCUAUCCGUUGCAACUUGUCUGUGGGUGUUUUGUCCUAACUUGAUAAUUGAGGACAUCUCCCCUGUUAUAUUAACUAUGCAGCCAACUUCUUUCUUUAGUGUCAGCGGUGCGGAUAAGAUAAAAGUGAGGUGUGUGAGAGAGUGUACCUAGAGUCUUUCUUCUUCUUCCUCUUUGUGAGUUGAGAGUGAGUUGAGAGUUAAACUUGGAGAGUGGAGUGGCUAAGCAAUCCUGGGGUGGUGUGUAAGAGUUGUUUUGAUUGGAGACCUGAGCUGAAAUACAGACCCAACAAAAUCGAAUAUUUGAAAAGUACUUCUAAGAACCACCCUCACAAUCCCAUCUCCACAACUAUAGUGAGAAAAGAGAAACAAUUCCACAUUAAAAGACGUAACUGUUGAAGGAAAUUCUGUGUAGUGUGCUAUCGUGUAUAUAGAAUAUGUAUUAGGAUCAUUCUAUGUAAACUACCUAUUAUAUGGGCCCAUUGGCCCAUCUAUGUAAACCCUAAUAUCUCCCUAUUUAUAGGGCCUUUUAUAAUGAAACUAUACACCCAAUUCUCCCUACAACACGUUAUCAGCACGUAGCCCUAAACCUAUUUUUUUCUCCCGUUCUCCCUACACUCAAUCCGCAGCCGCGCCUCCAGCAGUCCAGCCGCGCCGCCAGCAAUCCAGCCACGCUUGGCCGCCUCCCAACACACCGACCGUCGCCCGGCCUCCCCCCUUCCUAGCCUGCGACUCACCAAUUCCCGGAUCUCUGUUGAGAAUUAUAUUAAGCGCCAUAUCUCCGAGAAUUCGUAACAAGAUAUUUACAAAUUUAAAACGAGAAGCAUCUCUUCUGCUACUGUAUUAUUCAUUCGCUUCAUCUCUUCCGAUGGCGUCGGGCGGUCACCAGAAUGUGAACGCAAAACUCGUAUUGUUGGGUGACAUGGGAGCUGGUAAAUCAAGCCUUGUGUUACGAUUCGUCAAGGGUCAAUUUCUCGAAUUUCAGGAAUCGACGAUCGGGGCGGCUUUCUUCUCGUCUACACUGUCCGUGGACAACACCACAGUGAAGUUCGAGAUCUGGGACACGGCUGGCCAGGAGAGAUACCACAGCCUGGCCCCGAUGUACUACAGAGGCGCUGCUGCUGCAAUUAUUGUCUUUGACAUUAGUAACUUGGAAUCUUUUGACCGUGCAAAGAAGUGGGUCAAGGAAUUACAGAAGCAAGGUAAUCCAAAGAUGGUUAUGGCACUUGCUGGUAACAAAGCUGAUAUGGAAGACAAGAGGAAAGUGACUGCAGAAGAGGCAAAAGUAUAUGCAGAGGAAAAUGGUCUUUUCUAUAUGGAAACCUCUGCAAAAACUGCUCAGAAUGUCAAUGAAGUUUUCAGUGAAAUAGCUAAACGGUUGCCUAGAGCUCAAACUUCUUUAAAUCAAUCUGGGAUGGUUCUUGUAGACAGACCUGCUGAAGGAACUCGUGCAACAUCAUGCUGUGCUUAAUUUUCCUUCUUCUCUCCCCGCUCCUCCAUCCAUUCUAGAAAAGGUUCAUAUGUGUAUGUGGUUGCACAUUGCAGUAUUGAAUGACUCUUUUCUAUUAGGUAGAAUUGGGCGUCACACAUCAUCAUAGGUUCUUCUCAGCUGUGUAAUAACUUUAUGUUGGGUUAAUGUUGUUAUUGUUUGAACUUAUUUACCAAAGUUAUUGUGCAUGUAUUUGAUGAUUUCCUAGAAAUAUGCAUGCAUACUAAUCUCAUUAAGUUGAGUUACAAGAUCU